GCUGCCGCCGCGGCGGCCGCUGCUGCUGCUGGUGCUGGUGCUGCUGCUGCCGCUGCUCCCGCCGCCGCCUGGAUAUAGUGCGGCGCGGAGCGGAGCCGGCAGGCACUUGGCGAGGAGGAGCGCGCGGGCUGCGGGCGGCUGGGGCACCCGGGAGCGGCGGCGGCUCUCGCGGAGGCGGCCGUGGCGGCGGAAGGGUCUCUCUCCAGGGCUGGACCGAAGAACUUUGCAAGUGUCCGCCGGUGGCACGUCCUGAACAUGAGCCUCCUGCUCCCCUUCUACCUGCUCGGGUUGCUUGUCAGUCGCGGGCAAGCUCUUCUUCAAGUGACAAUUUCACUUAGCAAAGUAGAGCUUAGUGUGGGUGAAUCAAAAUUCUUCACAUGUACAGCAAUUGGUGAGCCUGAGAGUAUAGACUGGUAUAAUCCUCAAGGAGAGAAGAUAAUUUCAACACAGAGGGUGAUGGUACAAAAGGAGGGUGUCAGGUCACGAUUAACCAUCUACAAUGCAAAUAUAGAAGAUGCAGGGAUCUAUCGUUGUCAAGCAACAGAUGCCAAAGGCCAGACACAAGAAGCUACAGUUGUUUUGGAAAUUUACCAAAAGCUCAUUUUCAGAGAAGUGGUAUCACCUCAAGAAUUCAAACAGGGAGAAGAUGCAGAAGUGGUUUGCCGAGUUAGCAGCUCGCCUGCACCUGCCGUCAGCUGGUUGUACCAUAAUGAGGAAGUCACCGCUAUUUCCGACAAUCGGUUUGCCAUGUUAGCCAACAAUAAUCUGCAGAUUCUCAACAUCAAUAAAAGUGAUGAAGGUAUAUAUAGAUGUGAAGGAAGAGUGGAGGCUAGGGGUGAAAUUGACUUCCGUGAUAUCAUCGUUAUUGUAAAUGUGCCACCAGAAAUCACAAUGCCUCAGAAAUCCUUCAAUGCCACAGCAGAGCGAGGAGAAGAGAUGACAUUAUCCUGCAGGGCCUCUGGCUCUCCUGAGCCCACCAUCUCUUGGUACAGGAAUGGCAAGUUCAUUGAAGAAAGUGAAAAGUACAUAUUGAAAGGAAGCAAUACAGAACUCACUGUCAGAAACAUAAUCAAUAGUGAUGGAGGCCAUUAUGUCUGCAGGGCCACAAAUAAGGCAGGAGAAGAUGAAAAACAGGCAUUCCUACAAGUCUUUGUACAGCCUCACAUCAUACAGCUAAAAAAUGAAACUACGUAUGAGAAUGGCCAAGUCACACUCAUCUGUGAAGCGGAAGGGGAGCCUAUCCCAGAGAUCACAUGGAAAAGAGCCGUGGAUGGGAUCACAUUCUCCGAAGGCGAUAAGAGCCCAGACGGCCGUCUGGAAGUCAAAGGGCAGCACGGAAGCUCAUCCCUGCAGAUUAAAGACGUGAAGUUGUCCGAUUCUGGGAGGUACGACUGUGAAGCUGCGAGUAGAAUCGGAGGGCACCAGAAGAGCAUGUAUCUGGAUAUCGAAUAUGCUCCCAAGUUCAUAUCAAACCAAACAAUUUAUUAUUCUUGGGAAGGAAAUCCGAUCAACAUAAGCUGUGAUGUGAAAUCUAAUCCACCAGCAUCAGUCCACUGGAGAAGAGAGAAAUUAGUCCUGCCAGCUAAAAACACUACUAAUUUAAAGACAUAUAGUACAGGAAGAAAGAUGAUAUUAGAGAUUGCACCUACAUCUGACAAUGACUUUGGACGCUAUAAUUGCACAGCCACUAAUCGUAUAGGAACGAGAUUUCAAGAAUAUAUUCUUGCUUUGGCUGAUGUACCGUCCAGUCCCUAUGGGGUGAAGACUAUAGAACUGUCACAGACCACAGCCAAAAUUUCUUUCAACAAGCCAGAUUCCCAUGGAGGUGUGCCUAUCCAUCACUACCAAGUGGAUGUCAAAGAAGUGGCAUCAGAGACCUGGAAAAUAGUACGCUCCCAUGGAGUUCAAACAAUGGUUGUUUUGAGCAACCUGGAACCAAAUACAACUUAUGAAAUCAGGGUGGCAGCUGUGAAUGGAAAAGGGCAAGGAGACUACAGUAAAAUAGAAAUCUUCCAAACAUUACCAGUUCGUGAGCCAAGUCCUCCAUCCAUACAUGGGCAGCCAAGCAGUGGGAAGAGCUUUAAACUCAGUAUCACCAAACAGGAUGACGGAGGGGCCCCUAUUUUGGAAUACAUUGUGAAGUAUAGAAGUAAAGAUAAAGAAGACCAGUGGCUAGAGAAAAAAGUGCAGGGAAAUAAAGACCAUAUUAUUUUGGAGCAUCUACAGUGGACAAUGGGGUAUGAGGUUCAAAUUACAGCGGCCAACCGAUUGGGAUAUUCUGAACCAACAGUCUAUGAGUUCAGCAUGCCACCAAAGCCCAACAUUAUUAAAGACACACUUUUUAAUGGCCUUGGGCUUGGAGCAGUCAUUGGCCUGGGAGUUGCCGCACUCUUGCUCAUCCUUGUGGUAACAGAUGUCAGCUGCUUCUUUAUUCGACAAUGUGGGUUAUUAAUGUGCAUCACCAGGAGAAUGUGUGGGAAGAAAAGUGGCUCCAGUGGCAAAAGUAAAGAACUGGAAGAAGGAAAAGCUGCCUACCUGAAAGAUGGAUCAAAAGAGCCAAUAGUGGAGAUGAGAACAGAGGAUGAAAGAAUUACUAAUCAUGAAGAUGGAAGCCCAGUAAAUGAGCCAAAUGAAACCACACCACUAACAGAACCUGAAAAACUGCCUUUAAAAGAAGAGAAUGGGAAAGAAGUCCUAAAUCCAGAAACUAUAGAAAUUAAGGUUUCUAAUGACAUCCAAUCAAAAGAAGACGACAGCAAAGCAUAACAGCGAGCUUGCAGAGGCGGGAACAAUGCUACAAAGAGCAUUUGGAUUGCAGUGACCCUAUGACCAAAACUAUUCCACUGACCUUAAUUUCUUGGGAAACUUCUAGCUUGGAAUAGCUUGUACACAUAUACAUAUAAUCAAAUACUCCUGCCCAUGGUCCAUUUCCUUUGUUGUUGUUGUUGUUGUUGUUAUUGUUGUUGUUUAUUUUGUUUAGAAAUUCUAUAUAGAGACCUGACUGGCACCAACUCUUGGGUAUCAAUUUGACUCUAUGAUUGAAGAAAUGCAAUUUAUUAGAUGGCUAACGUGCUCUACUAGUACUUCUUCAGAACUGUAUCUCAUACCACAACCUCUCCAAAAAAUAGGAGUUUAAACAAAACAAACAAAAAACUGUGUGAGCUAGUUGUAAAAGAGAACCCUGCAUGUUUUCAAUCCUAUAUUGGGCAAAUAGAUUAUUAAAGUGGAUUUCAGUUGAAGAUGAUAACACUUAAUAAAGGCUACACUUUUUAGGAGAAUUUCGGGGAACCCGGGCUUGAGUAAGCCAGCUAUCUUUAGCAGAUAUUAGAAAUGGAGAGAGACUUUGGAAAACUGUUUUUAAGUUACAGUUAUAGACUGAUGUGCCAGAUCAAAAUUGUUACCCACUUGAAUGAAUAUUAGUUGUAUGUAAAAUUAGAGUAGGAAGAUUCCGUAAAUCUCUUUCUAUAUGCCAUACUCACUCACAGUGGAUUACACACACACACACACACACACACACACACACACACACACACACACACACACACACAAAUGUAUUGCAAGUGAAAAUAAUAUUGACUUCUGCCCUCAGCUUCAAGUAAUAAAGUAAAUUGAAAUGGGAAUAAUAUCAAUGUUGUCUUGAUAUAUUUAUAAAGAUGUGAUUAUCUUUUACUUUUAAAUAAAUUUAACAGAAAACAGGUCUUUAGCAUUUCAAUACUUUAAACCAUAUCUACAGAUACAUUUCCCCCAUUGUUUUAGAUAAUCUUUGUUUAAAAAUUCAUUUUUAAGGGUUAUAGGUCAAUCAUAAAUGUAAUUGGCUAAUGGAAGUUAAAAUCCUUAGUUUGGUUGAAUUAGGAGAAGUUAACAUUUAAACAUGCCAUGAAAGUGUCAGUGCUAAACAAUUGAAUUACUACCAUCUUUUUAUUCUGGAUGUUGUAGCUAGAUGUCAUUUUAAGAUUUUGAUAAACAACUUUGGUUGAAGAAAUCCCUAAACUAUACAACACAAACUUUCUAGUAUUUCUCAGUCAGGCCUAUAUCUGAAUAAAAAACUUAUCAACUUCCAAGCUAUGCAAGCUCCCAGAGGUAAAAGACUGAAACAUAAAUUUCAGUUAUAUGUAAGGUAAGAGGGAAAAAAGUAUUUAUAACUAGAGGCCCGAUGCACGAAAUUCGUGCAAGAGUAGGCCUUCCUUCCCCCGGCUUCCGAAUCCAGCUUCCCUCUGGCACCAGGGACCCGGGCUUCCCUCUCAGCCCCGGCUUCAUCCAGAAGGUCGUCCAGAAGGAUGUCUGGUCCAAUUAGCAUAUGAUGCUUUUGUUAUUGUAGAUUAUAAAUAUACAUACCAUUGGGAGCAGGCUUUAGGUUAUUUCUUACCCUAGAGAGCCAAAGUUUUCUUUGGGCUCCAUCACAUUCAUAACAUUUAGUAUUCCAGGGGGAUUAUGGCUCCAAUAUUGACUGGUUGGGGGACGCAUGCCAUCCUUUAUUGUUGAUAAGACAUUGGGAGGAAAGUUCUAACAUGGCAGAGUGACCUGCUUUAGGGUGCCUCAGUUGAAAUAAACUGAUGGAUAUUAAAUGUAAUGUGAAUGCCACUUAUGGACACUUUUAUAUACAAAGUGCUGAAAACUAUCAGCCAGGGAGAGACAGCAACCAAUUUUCCAAAAUGUUGGUUAUCAGCAAGACAGGAUCUGCCCACCUGCACGUUCAGGUACUAAAUCACCAGUGUCACCGCCCUAAUGUACAGGUUAUGAUGCAGGAAUCUCUCCUUGCUGUCCUUUCUGGCAUAUUCUGAAGAAAAAGAAGACUUCCGUGCCUACCUAAGAAUUUUAGUAGGAAUUAUCCAACUGGUCUUUUUGCUGGAUUUGUUGCUGUUUAAAUUAUGCUUCCGCUUAUCAUCCUUUCGCUUUAUUUUACUGUUUGUUCACCCUUUUGUAUCGAUGUGCUAAAACCAGCCAACAUACUUGUGCAAGGUAAAUGGGCUUAGUAAAAUGUCAAGGAAGCAAUAACCAUGAAUGCUAAUUCUUCCUGGAUAGGGCUACCCGAUUUUAAGCUAAUGAUGGUGAAAGAAUUAGGAAAACUUAGAAAGCAUCUUAGCAUGUUUACUACUGUUAUAUCCGUGCUAUACUUCAAGACCAGAGAAAUCAUAAUAAAAAACAAAUAUUGUUGUGGGCUUUUUUUUUUUUUUUCAGUUUGAAAGUUCGGUUUCUCUCUUUUCUUUGGACUUUCCUUGUAAAGCAACUUACCUAAAUGUUACUUUUAUAUAUAUUUGCUGUUGAGUUUCUUGCCACUAAUGUGGAGUAAGGAUCGGAGUUUAAGAGGUCAUUGGGAACUAAUCAUAGACUUUGUUUCAAGUGCACUGGUUCAAUGUUCUGAGUGGUCCUUAUCUCUUGUCCUUGAAAUGUAUGCCCUGCAGGAGCAAGGCGAUACUGUGAUAAACUUUUUUUUGUUAACAUUUUUAUGUAAUGCUCCAAAUUACUCUAUUUGUAAAAGUUUCCAUCUAAGAGAUGGAUUUUAGUAAAUUGUAAAGUAUGAACAGAGUUGAAAUCAUGUUUCCUGUUUUUCAUUCUUAUUCUAGACUAAACAUAUCCAUGUAACUGAAAAAAAUGUUAUUUUUACUACUGGAGACUACUCUUAAGUGUUAGAAUCAAAUGUCAAAAGAGUUGACUGAUUAUGUUAAAUAAUCAGGACCUGUGGUACUUUAAACAAAGAAGCAAAGGUAUCACUAAAAAGAUAUUGGUAUUUCUAGACAGGUUAUGUGCAAUUAGGCAAUGACAAUCUAUAUUCAACAACAUAUGAGGAAACAAUAAUGUCAGCAUUUUAGCACAUAUAUUGUUUUUAAAACUGGCACAAAGUAAUGUGUUAAUGUAUUUUACAAUAAUUUGCAGAGAAAGUUAAUUAAGAAUUGUAAUUUCUAAAGAUUUAUUUGUUAUUUUUAUGCAUCAACAGAUUGCCAUUCUAUUGAUACUAAUGUCUAACAUUAAUGUAAUACUGUUCAAGUUUUCCUUUAUUUUUAAUACUAAUACUUAUAGAAGCAUUUUCAAAGACUAUUUCAUCCAGGAAAGUUUACAUGAAUCUUAGUCUUUGAAUUAAACAUUUAUAUAAAUAGAAGGAAUUUAUUAAUCAAUUAUUUAUUUGAGUGCCAAUAAUUAAUUAUAAUUUUAUAAUCAUUCCUUUAUUUUAUGCUUAUUUUAAAUAAUUAAAAUGUUUUUGUGCCUUUAAAUUAGCAUGACAGUCUGCUUUUUAAAAGAAAAAACACAACUGCAAUUUUUAUUGACAUAUUUUGCUCCUAUCAGUGAAAAUUGAAUGAUACUAUUUUAAUUACAUUCAGUGAAUAAGUGCAGUUCAAACUGCUUUACCCUAAAUACAAAAUCUAAAUAUAACAAAUUAUACUGUACUAUUUCCACUUAUUUCAAAAAGUUCUUUCAAUGCACAAAAAAUAUACUUCAUUUGUCCUGCAUUGUUAAACGAUAAUAUAUUAUAGAUAUUGUUGAAAUUGAGUAUUACCAGUUGUAAAACAAAGCAACAGAUGACUUUUUAAAAUAGGGCACAUUAUUAUGGUGUCACUUGGUUCAACAUUAUUCCUGUUAUAUAUUGAUUUGGGAGCACAAAUCAUUCUUUAUUGUUGAUAAGAUAAUCACUGGUGAAAAUAUCUAAACUGAAGUGGUAAAAAGAAUAAUCUCCAUUCUUAAUUUUAAAAAUAUUAGAAUAACAUAUUGCAAUUAUUUAUUAAAAUUGCAAUGUUCUUUUUCAUGGAGAAUAAUCUAAACGCUCAAUUUCAAUUCCUUAUAAAGAUAUUUUUUAUAAGCAUAUCCAGAGUGCUUAUUCAACAAAAUUAUGAGUAGGGGAAGAUUUUUUUAAUGAGAUGUUUGCAUUAUUUAUCUUUAGAGAUAAAAGAUUUGCAUCCUAUUAACCCUUUGAAGCAUUAUUACAAUUUCUCUCACAUUGAAAUUGCAUAUGGAUGUAUUAGCAUAGGCUAAAAUUCAACUGUGGAAGGUCACAGAAACGAAAUACUUAAAUCCUAAAAAAAUAUUUCAAGAAAGUAUUCAACCCUUGGGCUUAAUAAUAUUCUGAGAUGAAAUAAAUAUUUGUGUAAAUGAGAAAGUUAUAAAAGGGCCUAUAUAUAAUAGUUGCUGAGCAAAUAUAAUUUCCUUCCAGGUCCCUUCUCUUCUUUUUUUAAAAAUUUCAUUUACCCAUGUAAGUGCAGCUAUUUUACAGCAUUAUACAGGAAUAUUAAUUAAUUAUUCCCCCCAUACUUUUAUAUUCUAUAUAAUAGUUAAUAUUUAUUUGAUAACAUUUAAUAUUCUUAGAAAAAUAGUUCAUUAUUCACUAUACAAUUUUAUCAAUGGCUUGAAAACAUUAGUUGGUACCUUCUUUUUAACUUUUAAAAAUAAUUUUUAGGACUUAGGACACAUGAUGUUUAUAAGUAUUAACAUAAAAUCUUCCCAUAUACAUUUAAUAUUUCCAAUUUUUUUUUUUUACGAAAUGAAAAUAUCUUUUGGCAUCUGGUUUUAGCUCCCCUUAGAAAAGAAUUAGCAAAACACUGACUGUUGGAGCAUUUUAAAUCACAACCAGGCAUAGAAAAAUAGAGGAACAAAGAACCCCAGAGAGUGCAGACUGAAUUCCUACCUUAUGAGGAGGUCAGGACUUAGAGUGAGAAGAGCGUGAGCAGGGACUAGGAACAUUGCUUAGAACAAUGAAAGCCAACACUCCUGAUGCAAAGGAGAAAACGAAGUGAAAUCCAAAGGAGAAAGUUAACAUUAGAACCUAUGAUUCCAUUUUGCAAAUAGGAUUUUUUUUAGCAAACAACAUGCAUUAUAUAAAAUAAAUGGUAAUGUUGAGAACAAACAUAUUUGUUUCAAUUCUUAAAGGAAUGUUCAUGGUUUUGCAUUUGCCUCUAACCUCUGUUAGGAAUACGUGAACUUCUUAGAAAUAAAAGUUUCAAACUUUUUGUUUAUGGUAUGUGAAUUCUAUGCUGUGUUCAGUAUGCAUUAAAACAUAGUGUUAUUUUCUUUACCUUAUAUAUUCCAUUCAAAUUCUAUAUUCUUACGUUAGUUAGCUACCACAAAGUUUUCUUAUUGUUUCAAUAUAAUAUGUCCCUCUGAAAUGCUGUAUAUAUAUGUCUAAACUGUAAAAAUUAUAAUGCAAAUGUUGAAGUUUUGUAUUUAUGAGAGACAUUGAAAGUAUGGCUUACAGUAAGUAUAUCAAAAUUGUCACUUCACCAUUUGUAUAUUAAUAGUAAAUAUAAUUUUACUUUAAUAAAGUGUUGCAUUUUAUGUUUA
Messenger RNA from Myotis daubentonii (Daubenton's bat), 8268 nucleotides. RefSeq names its product neural cell adhesion molecule 2 (gene NCAM2). Lineage: Eukaryota; Metazoa; Chordata; Mammalia; Chiroptera; Vespertilionidae. The record is from RefSeq and is a predicted model, not a curated record. Gene Ontology annotation, molecular function: protein binding. Gene Ontology annotation, biological process: cell adhesion. Gene Ontology annotation, cellular component: neuron projection; membrane.